AUGUCGGAGAUUCAUUUACAAGAGCUGGAUGUAGCAAAAUUUCUCUUGACAUCGGGAUUUCCAUUUCGUGGACAUGAUGAAAGUGAAGGUUCCGAAUAUAAGAGUGCUUUUCUUGAACUUUUGAAAUGGUAUGGGGAUAGAAGUUUUGAUGUGGGAAGAGUAAUAUUAGGUAAUGCUCCACAAAAUGAUAUGAUGAUUUGUCCGACAAUUCAAAAAGAUAUUGUGGAGGCUUGUGUUAAAGAAACAACUAAGGCCAUUAUUGAAGACUUGGACGGUGAUUAUUUUGGAAUAUUAAUUGAUGAAUCAAAGGAUGUUUCUCAUAAGGAGCAAAUGGCUCUAAUUUUGAGAUAUGUCAACAAAAGUGGAAUGGUGAUAGAGCGAUUCUUGGGUAUUGUCCACGUAAAUGAUACAUCUUUUCAAUCAUUAAAAAAGGCAAUUUAUUCUUUGCUUUUGGAUCACUCAUUAUGUACAUCCAAAAUACGUGGUCAAGGUUAUGAUGGGGCUAGUAAUAUGCAAGGGGAAAUAAAUGGUCUCAGGUCUUUGAUUUUACAAGAUACGUCAUCUGCAUAUUCUAUUCAUUGUUUUGCUCACCAAUUGCAAUUAGCACUUGUAGGUCUUUCCAAAAUGAAUUCGGAUGUGGAUAAUUUUUUUUAUGUUCUCACUAAUAUUUUGAAUACUAUUGGAGCUUCAUUUAAACGCAGAGAUUCACUUCGACAACAUCAAGAAGAUAAGUUGGAAGAGUUGCUUAAAUUUGGAGAAGUUCAUACAGGGCAAGGUUUGAAUCAAGAACGUGGCCUCCAACGACCGGGUGAUACUCGUUGGGGGUCUCAUUUUAAAACCUUGGACAAUUUCCUGAUUCUUUUUUCUUCAAUUGUUAAUGUGCUUAAGGAUAUGAAACGUGAUUGUCCAUAUCAUCUUGAUAGAUUUGCGGCGGAAAAUCUUUUGAGCAAGAUUCAUGAAUUUGAAUUUGUCUUUAUGUUGCACUUGAUGUUUAAGGUGUUGCUAUUGACGAAUGAGUUGAAUAAAGUUUUGCAAAAGAAAGAUCAAGAUAUCGUUAAUGCUAUGGGAUUGCUUGACCUUUCAAAGAAACGAUUGCAAAUGAUGAGAGAGGAUGAAUGGGACUCUAUGAUGGAUGAGGUUAGCUUAUUUUGUGGUAAACAUGGUAUUUCAAUUCCCAAAAUGAAUGAAGGCUACUCUAAUGGGAAGUCAAAGCGUAAGAGGUCCAAUAUUUCAUAUUUGCAUCACUUUCGUGUGGAAGUAUUGUAUGCCGUCAUUGAUUUGGCACUUCAAGAACUCAAUAAUCGUUUUGAUGUGGUGACUAGUGACUUGCUCCUCGGUAUGGCUCGUUUGAGUCCGGUUGAUUCAUUUGCUAAUUUUCACAAGGAUAGGAUAAUGAAACUAGCCGAGUACUAUCCAAGUAAGUUUGGUGAUAAAGAGCUUCGGGAACUCAAUUUUCAACUCGAUGAUUUUAUUGUCUAUGCUCAAAAGUGUGAUAGCAAGUUUCUCAACUUGAAGGAAAUCAAGGAUCUUGCAAGAGUGAUGGUAGGGACAAAACUAGAUCAAACUUGGUCACUUGUGUAUCUACUUGUGAAGCUAACUUUAAUUAUUCCUGUUGCUACCGCAAGCGUGAAAAGAGCAUUCUCAUCAAUGAAGUACAUAAAGAAUGAUUUGCGUAAUAGGAUGGAUGAAGAUCUUUUGAAUGAGUUCGAGAGAAAAGUAUCUGAAUCGUGUGGUUUGACACCCACGACCGCGAAGACUAAGAAGAAUGGUUUACGCAAACGCAAUGCAGAUCUUGCGAUCACGAAGACCAAUUUUAGUGGCAUUUGCAAACAUGAUUCAAAGAUCGCAGAUGUGAAGAACAAGCUAGCUGCACCAGCAAAGACUAUACCAACCUAA
Messenger RNA from Solanum stenotomum, 1896 nucleotides. RefSeq lists its product as uncharacterized. The record is from RefSeq and is a predicted model, not a curated record. NCBI's taxonomy places the organism in Eukaryota, Viridiplantae, Streptophyta, Magnoliopsida, Solanales, Solanaceae. The coding region runs from base 1 to 1896 and encodes 631 amino acids. The transcript is spliced from 3 exons.